AUGCAGAGCGAAAAGAAGAGGAGGAAAUACUCCACGAGCAGCAACGACUCUGACACCACUGACAGUCAAGUGACAUCGUGGUCCAGGUCGUCCAAGAAUAUAGGCACCAGCAGUACAUGGGUCCACCAUCAGCACAAGAAGCCAUCGGAGGUUUUCCGUACAGACUUCAUCACGGCCAUGAAGCUACCAGACUCUGCGCAGCUGGGCCCAGACGACUUCUAUGUGCUGUCGGACCCCUGGAGACAGGAGUGGGAGAAGGGGGUCCAGGUCCCUGCCAACCUGGAGGCCAUACCGGAGCCCGUGGUCAGGCUGCUGCCGGAGUCGACGGGUGGCCUUUCCACCAGCAGGCAGGUGAAGGAGGGAGAAGCUCCGCCUCCUCGCUCUCAGCUUUACAGCUGCUACGACCUGGAUGACCUGGAUGUUGCCUGGCUGCAGCUGGUCAAUCAGGAGUUCAGACAGAUGGCCUUACCAGAGCUGGACGAGCUGACGAUGGAGUGCGUUCUGGUGGAGCUGGAGAGCGUGUGCGAAGAGAAGAUGCAGCAGGCCAUCGAGACAGAGGAGGGCCUGGGCAUCGAGUACGACGAGGACGUGGUGUGCGACGUCUGCCGCUCGCCGGAGGGCGAGGACGGCAACGAGAUGGUCUUCUGUGACAAAUGCAACGUCUGCGUCCAUCAGGCUUGUUACGGCAUCCUGAAGGUGCCUCAGGGGAACUGGCUCUGUCGGACCUGCGCACUGGGAGUUCAGCCAAAAUGUCUGCUCUGUCCCAAGAGGGGGGGYGCCCUGAAGCCCACCCGCAGUGGAACCAAGUGGGUCCACGUMAGCUGUGCCUUAUGGAUCCCUGAGGUGAGCAUAGGCUGUCCAGAGAAGAUGGAGCCCAUUACCAAGGUGUCCCACAUCCCUGCCAGCCGCUGGGCUCUGUCCUGCAGCCUGUGUCGAGAACUCACUGGAACCUGCAUCCAGUGCUCCAUGCCCUCCUGUAUCGUGGCCUUCCAUGUGACAUGCGCCUUCGACCACGGCCUGGAGAUGAAGACCCUCCUGGCCGAAAACGACGAGGUGCGUUUCAAGUCCUUCUGCCUGGAGCACAGCUCUGCCUCCAGCAGCGGCGCCAACAUCAACAACGCAGUGAGCAACGGCAGCCACGCCGUCACCGCCGCCGCCGCCGCCAACGGAGCUCACGGAGCCACCGAACUGAACGCCAGCAAAGACUCGGAGCAGAGACCCGUGUCACACUCGGUGUCGGCCUCAGAGCGAGCCGAGCGGGACCAGCUGGAGAGGGAGAAGGCGACCCAGAGGAAGCAGAAGCUCCAGGAGCUGGAGGAUGAGUUUUACAGACUGGUGGACCCCGGUGACGUCGCUGAAAACCUGGGGCUGCCCMUCAUACAGAUGGACUUCUUAUAUCAGUUCUGGAAGUUGAAGAGGAAGACCAACUUCAAUCAGCCUUUGGUCACAUUAAAGAGGGACGAGGUGGACAACCUGGCCCAGCAGGAGCAGGAUGUCCUCUACAGACGUCUCAAACUCUUCACUCACCUCCGUCAGGACCUGGAGAGGGUUUAUCCAAGUCCUUUCCUUUGGACAACUCUCUGUUCGACAGCUGGCUCGCCCAGUCAGUCCAGAUCACUGCUGACGACAUGCUGAGCCAGUGGGCUCUGGGUGCCCAGCAUCACGACAAAAGCGGCAGCCUGCUSUCUGACCAGCUAAUGCAGGGCGAGGAGAGCCUCCUGAACCUCAUGAUGGAGAACUCCAUGCAGUCAGCCUGGAAGACCCCCCAGCUGGGCCGCAAAUCCAGAGGAACCAGUAAACCCUGUGGUCGGGGUCAGAGCACGGCGCCCGCUCAGCCCCUGCCUGCAGCGGCUGCUUCCAGCGCCAGCAGCCCCUCCACGGCUCGGAGCCUGUGGGCGAGUGYGAUCGAGGACAGGUCCAGCCAUGUGGGCAGGAAAGGGGAACGGUCCCGGGGCUCUUCCAYGACCUCGCACUACCACGUUCAUCACCACCAGACCAGGAGCUCCGACCUUCACAAGGACCCACCACCACAACCACCCAUCUCCAAAAUGGACUCCUGCCACAUUUCUGAGGACUACGGUCUAUGGGACAGCAUCCACGUGGGGAACGGUGUCGCUUCGGGGGCUGGACCUGGUUUCACUGCAAACUCAUCCCCCCCUCCAGCCUCCAGCCCUGGAAUCACAGUGCCUGAUGCUGGAGCGAUGCUGCGGGGRGGGGCUCUGCGGUCCCGCCUGGUCCGCCAGGGUAAAUCGAGAGAGAGGGGAGGACUAGGCGGGCUGGAGUCCAUGGACCUGCCUCUCGCAGGGAAGAGCACGUCCCUGCUGGACACUGCUGAGACUGACGGGUACUACUCUGACGGUGAGCAGAGCGACUCAGACAUGCGCUCCGGCAGACGCAAACUGCGGCUGCCGCAGUUGCAUUCUGGGAACGAGGACCUACUGAGGAGAAGCGUCCUGGCAUCCUAAGAAACUGAUGAACACAAAGCCAGUUAUCCAGGCAGAGCGCUGCUGGCUUCUUGUUGUUUUUCUCCAUCUGUGCCCAGUAUAAACUACAAACCAUGGCUGGACGACCGUGCUCAACCAAAUCUCUGUUGCAUCUAUCGACGGAGAACAUCUUCAGCUCUUAACCUGAUUUGUUUUUCGGGGGAAUUUGAAUGUAGCUGUAUGCCGAUCGUACAGUAACGCUUCUCCACUGGACCAGGGUUUGUUGUCAGCUCCUCACACAGUAAGACAGGAAACAAAACAUUACUUUUGUCUCCUCUGUUUCGUAUAUCUCAGAUUCCUUUUGCUUCUGGGUGUUGAAGUGCCCAUUUCUGGCCUCACGUCUGUGGUGUCUGCCAGACUUCAAAAAAACAAAACACUUUGGGGCAUUAUUAUUAUUACUCAA
Messenger RNA from Austrofundulus limnaeus, 2886 nucleotides. It is a transcript of the gene jade2, whose product is annotated as jade family PHD finger 2. Gene Ontology annotation, cellular component: histone acetyltransferase complex. The record is from RefSeq and is a predicted model, not a curated record. NCBI's taxonomy places the organism in Eukaryota, Metazoa, Chordata, Actinopteri, Cyprinodontiformes, Rivulidae. Gene Ontology annotation, biological process: regulation of transcription by RNA polymerase II.